CACUCACUCACUCACUCACUCACUCACUAACUAUUACUCUGUGCAUUUUUGUAACCUUUUGCUUUCUUUGCUUUCAAGGGUCAGAUGCUCGUGGUAUCAGCAGGAUAGCUUACUCUAAUAAAUCAAAUUUUUGCAUUCAGCCGUGUCUAGAGUCUGGCGCAAUGGCAACUGGCAAUCAAAGAACAACCCCUUAUAACUCGCGGUUUACAGACUUGGGUGUUUCUGUAAUCGAUCAAGCACCAGAGUCAAGAAUUCAACUCCAAUUUCCAAUCUACUUUUCAAAAAUGGGUGUCUUGUCUGUAUCCGUUAUAAAGUGCGUCGUUGGAAGCAUUCAGGUGAUAUUGGGGAUUAUAAAUAUCUUUUAUGUUCCCCAUUUGUCAUCAGAAAUUGCAGCUCCAAUUUGGUGUGGAGUUUUGUUCGUUUCCAAUGGAAUUAUUGGCUGUGUUCUUUGGAAGAGUAGAUCUAAAUGCUUGAUAAGAGCAUUUUGUGGCCUCAGCGUGGUGUCUUUGGUGUUCUCAACAGCGAUGUUGAUUGGCUGUUCGCUUUCUCUCAACUACUUUGCAGAUGAUUACAAUUAUGAAUGGUGCAGUUAUAAUUAUCAUACUAUGGGUUAUAAUAGCUGCUACAAAAGUAGACUUUUGCCGGUCUCAAUCGUGAGGACCUCUAUUGGUUUGUUAGGCUUCCUGAUGGCGUUGAUCUUGAUUGAGCUUGGAUGCUCUAUUGCUGCUGUUUUUUACUCCUGCAAGGCCUACUCAAAAUGCUGUUCAACCUGCCUCAUCAAGGACUGUUGUGUCUGUGUCGGCUGCUGCGAAUGCGAUACCAUGCCACUAGACCAGCGAACUCAAGAAACGUCCUUCGUAGCUACACAAAGAGCAAACCCAUGCAGCACAUUACUCAAUGUGGUCAUUAGCCUGCCAGGAGCAUCUUAUUUGGUCGACACCGUCAGAUCAGGCCAAAACGAAUCGCAAGCUCAGACAGUCCGGAUGACAAUCCAUCCUAGUGAUUCGAUGCAGACGAAUGGAAGCAACGAGCAAACAGAUGCACCCGGUUCGUUUACUGGUGUUAUUUAAUGGGAGCUGCAUAUUGGCCCAUUAGAAAGCAACUUUACAACUUUAGUUAAAAUAAUUUUCUCGAAUCAAUUAGCCUAUUAACUUUAAAGCUCUUACUUCAAAAGAAAGAAAUGUUAUCAUUACAGGAUUUUAUUAUCAUUAGUAUAACGACGUCAGGGAUGCAAAUUAAAAUAAUUUUUUUGGGAAGGCGGGAUGGGUGUCACUACAAGUUUGACCGAUUUGCGUACAAAAUGAAUCGACUCUUUAGAACCAAUCCAAGCAGAUAAACACAAUUAAAAUAUAUUGAGAAUAGAGUGAAUGUUCAGAGACCUAGUCAAGUGGUAGAAUCAGCAAUUCACUCUAUUUGGAACUGUAAUGGUCAUUAGACUUUUGACGAGAAGCUAAGGACACCAAAUGAAAUGUGUUACUUUUGUUUCAAUAAAUUCGUUCUUUGGGAAAAGUUCUCUUUUGUGGAAGACAUAGCACACUGGGACGCAGGCAUGGCCCGAAGAUCCACUCUUCAAGGAUGGUCUAGGGGCAUGCUCUUCGCUGGCUCUGCUGGCCUCCUAGAGACUUUAUAACAAAUUAGGUUGUUUAAUAGUUUCACCCUAGUAAAGUCCUACUGUUAUCUCAAGUCACUUACUUGAAGGAACUAUCACAGGUUCAUUAAAACAACAAAUAGUUCCAAAGAAAAGUGUGCGCUGAGCUAAAACGGUAUGAAACCUACGAUGUUCUUUAAGUAAAAUGAAUUUGACAGAUUACGUUGAUUUCUAAACAUUGUCUGCAUAUUUCUAAUGAGUAAAUGUUUAAAGAAUAACUGGAAAUCUACAAUUGUUGGUUAGGACCGACUCUCUCCAUCAGGACCGACACUCCUUCAUAGGGUUUUUAUUCUCUCUUGCCUAUAAUGCUCUCACCCGUGUCAGCAAAUUUAUUAAAGAAAGAGGCAGCAAUUACUGACUUUACUAGUAUGGACUCUGAUUCAAUAACACAGACGGUGAAAUAUCAGGAAAGCAUCUAGCCACUCCCUAUAGCUCCUCAAAAAAAUAGGUAACGGCUGACCCUCCCCCCCCCCAGCCCUAUUUCAGUAUCUAAAGUUACAUCUAUAGAAUCUGCCACAAUUGCUAAUCAUUUCUUAUAUUAAACUUAUAUGAGAAUCUUUAAUUAACCACUUUUGGUAGCCUUCUAUGUUAAUUACAUUUAUCAAUAAGGAAAUAUUGUAAAUUAUUAUAAUAUGUAAUUUCAAUCAGAAUUGUAAAUUAAAAGGAGUUCAAUACAGUUGUCAUUCAGUAGGGGCUCUUUGUAUCAAAAUAUUGACGCUGUUGUAAAGUCGCGACUUUUAUCACCGUUUUUUAAUCAGUUUAUUUGUAUUUUUCCCCAAUUUGCAAUUA
Messenger RNA from Rhopilema esculentum, 2437 nucleotides. The record is from RefSeq and is a predicted model, not a curated record. Lineage: Eukaryota; Metazoa; Cnidaria; Scyphozoa; Rhizostomeae; Rhizostomatidae.